AAGAGGAGAGAAGAGCAGAGAAAACAGGCUGGCUGCUUCUGCAGCCAGGAGAGGGGAGGGGAAGAUGCCGUCUCCAUCAUUUACCCUCGAUGCUCAGCUGAGAUUUCAUGACAAAUGGCUGAAGAUCGAUUUACAGCGAGCCUUUUCUCCUGAAGGUCUGAGUGAGAUGUGGAAUGAGAUGGUCAAAGAUGAAGAGAUCACAUUUAACGGAGAAGAGUCCACUCACCCAGAAGACUGUGACUGUUUUGGAGCUCAAAAGAAAGAUGAAGCCAACGAUAAAGAGAAGAAAGAGGAGGAGGAGACGACAGCGUCUGUCCAUCACUCCAUCAUUGAGUCCUGGGACUGGGGACGACAACCAGAUGAGAUGGAGUUGAAGGACUGUCUCCUGGUUCUGGUGGAGGAUCAGCAGAAGCUCUCGGCUCAGAUGGCUAAAAGCACUCUGUCCGCUCAGAGGUUACGUCAGCGCCUCGUCAUCCUGGAGCGUUACCUCAUCUCGCUCAGCCACAGCAUGAUGGAGGAGAAGUACGAGGUUCGCUGGAAGACUCCGCCCAGCCCGCCACUGCCCUCUGCUGACAACAAGAGUCCUCGUCCGGUAAAUAAAGGUGUUGAAGGUUUGGCCAGAGUCGGCUCCAGGGCGGCGCUCUCGUUCGCAUUUGCUUUCCUGCGUCGAGCGUGGAGGUCGGGAGAUGAUGCAGAUCUUUGCAGUGAGCUUCUCCAGGAGUCUCUAGACGCUCUGCGAGCUCUCCCUGAAGCGACGCUGUUUGACGAGGGAAGUGUGUCGUCAGUGUGGCUGGAGGUCGUUGAACGAGCCACAAAGUUCCUCAGUGACGUACAUGGAAGUGCCACCACCAAAGGCAACAUUCCUCUGCAGGACCAGCACCUGGUUCUGGCCAUCCUACUGGAGCUGGCUGUGCAGAGAGGAACACUCAGUCAGCUGCUGUCUGCUGUUCUGCUGCUGCUGCGUCUGUGGGAGAGUGGAACCAGAGAGAUGGACAACGAGCGUUCCACUCAGGGAACCAGUGCUCCACUGCUGCCACUGCUGCAGCGCUUUCACAACAUCCACAGCAGCAAAGAGGAACCAGUUCCUGAAGAGCAAGCUGAGAUCCUCACUGCCCCCUUGUGUCCAAAUGAGAGUUUCCUGCGCUACUUGACUUUGCCUCAGGAUAAUGACUUGGCCAUCGACCUUCGGCAGACAGCGGUGGUGAUCAUGGCUCACCUGGAUCGUUUGGCUUCUCCCUACAGUCCCCCACAGUGUAACUCGCCCACGUCACACAAGGGAUCCUUGCAGGAGGUGAUUGCCUGGGGUCUGUUGGGCUGGAAACUGUACGCCAAUGUUAACGGACCCAUUCAGUGUAAAGCUCUGUCAAGUCUCGGUGUGGCACAGAUUGUGUGUUCAGAGAAGGGAUUCCUCAUUCUGUCCCGCAGCAGUGCCAUCUACAUGCAGAACUACAAGAGUACCACUCUGGCUCCCAUGAUGAUCCACAGUCUGAGCUCCAGAAAGAUUGUGAAACUCGCCGCUCACCCUGAUGGACAGCACUACUUAGCUCUGUCUGCUAACGGGGAGGUUUUCUCCUGGGGCUGCGGUGAUGGCGGACGCCUCGGACAUGGAGACACAACGUAUCUUGAAGAGCCCUCAUUGAUUGCAGCCUUCAACGGGAAACAGGCAGGAAAACACGUGGUUCACGUGGCCUGUGGAAGCACAUACAGCGCCGCCAUCACAGCAGAUGGAGAGCUGUAUACGUGGGGCAGAGGGAACUACGGUCGACUGGGUCAUGGAUCCAGUGAGGAUCAGACCACACCCAUGCUGGUGACGGCGCUGAAGGGACUGAAGGUGGUGGACGUCGCGUGUGGAAGUGGUGAUGCACAGACACUCGCUGUGACGGAGAAUGGUCAGGUUUGGUCGUGGGGCGAUGGAGAUUACGGCAAACUGGGUCGAGGAGGCAGCGACGGCUGUAAGACGCCCAAACUGGUGGAGAAGCUUCAGGACCUGGACAUCGUGAAGGUCUGCUGUGGCAGCCAAUUUUCAGUGGCCCUCACCAAAGACGGUCAAGUCUACACUUGGGGGAAAGGAGACAAUCAACGUCUUGGUCACGGAACCGACGAGCACGUCCGAUACCCAAAGUUCCUCGACAGUUUACAGGGGAAGAAGGUUGUGGAUGUGGCAGUGGGGUCGACUCACUGUUUGGCUCUCACUGAUGAUGGAGAGGUUCUCAGCUGGGGCAGCAAUGACAAACUGCAGCACUUUGAUACGCUCUUCUCUAACAAGAAGCAGCCAAAGGCUCUGCCAGGACUAAACUCCAAACACAUCGUGGGCAUUUCCUGUGGUCCAGGACAGAGCUUCGCCUGGUCCUCGUGCUCUGAGUGGUCCGUCGGGCAGCGCGUGCCCUUCGUGGUCGACGUUUGUCCCAUGACCUUUGAGCAGCUGGACCUGCUGCUGCGGCAGGUCAGUGAGGGAAUGGACGGCAGCUCAGACUGGCCCCCCCCACAGGAGAAGGAAUGUAUGGUCGUAGCCACACUCAACCUGUUGCGGCUCCAGCUCCAUGCUGCCAUCAGUAACCAGGUGAAUCCAGAGGAGCUGGGUUUGGGGCUGGGCAGUGUCCUGCUCAACAAUCUGAAACAAACAGUGGUGGUAUUAGCGAGCAACGCCGGAGUUCUCAACACUGUGCAGGCAGCUGCUCAAGCUGUGCUGCAGAGUGGCUGGUCAGUGCUGCUGCCCACUGCUGAAGAAAGAGCCAGAGCUUUAUCCUCACUCCUGCCUAAUGCUGCCUCUGGAAAUGAGAUGAGCGUGAGUCCUGGACGUCGCUUCAUGAUCGACCUGCUGGUCAGCAGCUUAAUGGCCGACGGGGGUUUGGAAUCUGCACUGAAUGCAGCCAUCACUGCCGAGAUACAGGACAUUGAAGCUAAGAAGGAGGCUCAGAAGGAGAAGGAGAUCGACGAGCAGGAGGCCAACGCCUCAACCAUGCAGCGCUGUCGCACCAUGCUGGACAAAGACCUCAUCAACACGGGCAUCUACGAGUCAGCAGGGAAACAAAGUCUGCCACUGGUGCAACUCGUGCAGCAGCUGUUGAGAAACAUCGCCUCCCAGACCAUUGCGAGGUUGAAAGACGUCGCCUGUCGGAUAUCAAACUACUUAGAGGCGGAGCAUGUCAGUAAGGAGCGCUCUGCUUCUCUGGACCUGCUGCUGCGUUUCCAGCGGCUGCUCGUCAGUAAACUCUACCUGGGAGUCAACGGCACAGAGAACGUCAACGGAUACAAUCCAGAACUUCUGGGUGUCGGGUCACUCUUGAAGAAGUACAUCGCUCUGCUGUGCACUCACAUCGGUGACAUCCUUCCUGUGGCAACGAGUAUCGCCUCCGCUGGUCACCGCCACUUUGCUGAGGUUUCCCGUGUUAUUGAAGGAGAUCUAACUGGAGUUCUUCUGCCUGAGCUGGUGGUGUCCAUCGUCCUCCUCCUCACCAUUGAUGCUGGUCUGAUGCAGGAGACUGGUUCCAUCCCUCUGCUGGCUGGACUCCUGGAGCACCUGGACCGCUUCAACCACCUGGCUCCUGGACACGAGAGGGACGAUAAUGAGGACCUGGCCUGGCCGGGCAUCAUGGGAUCUUUCUUCACAGGACAAAGUUCUAAAAACAAUGAGGAGGUUUCCCUCAUCAGGAAGGCCGACCUGGAAAACCACAACAAAGACGGUGGAUUCUGGACCGUCAUCGAUGGAAAAGUCUAUGACAUCAAGGACUUCCAGGCUCAGUCCCAGUCGUUAGCAGGGAACAGUAUCCUGGCCCAGUUUGCAGGUGAAGACCCCGUGGUUGCUCUGGAAGCUGCUCUGCAGUUUGAGGACACCAGAGAGUCCAUGCAGGCCUUCUGUGUGGGACAGUACAUGGAGCCAAAUCAGGAAACCGUGACCACGCCAGACCUCAGCAGUUUGUCCUCACCUCUGAUGGACACAGAGAGGAACUUGGGUCUGCUGCUGGGUCUCCACGCCUCCUACCUGGCCAAGAGCACCCCACUCUCCCCCAUGGAGAUCGAAUGUGCCAAAUGGCUCCAGUCCUCCAUCUUCUCUGGGGGUCUGCAGACCAGUCAGAUCCAUUAUAACUACAAUGAGGAGAAGGAUGAAGACCACUGCACCUCACUGGGUUCAACCACUCCAGACAAGGCCAAACUCUACUCCAGAAGGUUAACACUCAGCGACCACGCACAGCCUUUCCUGCAGGCCAUCGCUGACAACAACACUCAGGACCACACUGUCAAGGACUUCCUGUGCCAAAUAGAGCGUUGCUGUAAGCAGUACCACCUCAUCACACCCAUCACUUUCCCCCCGGAACAUCCUGUGGAGGAGGUCGGCCGCCUGCUGCUCUGCUGCCUUCUCAAACAUCAAGACCUCGGUCACGUUGCUCUUUCACUUGUCAGUCAAUGUGCCUUGGGUGUGGAUCAGGGGAAACAGAGGUCCCUCCCUAAAUCUGUGAUUGAUGUGUGCCGCAUGGUCUACCAGGCCAAGUGUUCUUUAAUCAAGACCCAUCAGGAGCAGGGUCGCUCCUAUAAGGAGGUGUGCGCUCCCGUCAUAGAGCGCCUUCGCUUCCUGUUUAACGAGCUGCGUCCAGCCGUUAGCAACGACCUGUCCAUCGUGUCCAAACUGAAGCUGCUGAGCUCGCAGCCACGCUGGAGGAGGAUCACGCAGAAGCUCAUCAGGGACCGCAGGAAAAAAAGAGUGCCUAAAAAGUCAGAAUCUGCUGACAUCGAAGAGCCAAAGCUGGAGAACGAAGGGACCAAUGAAGAAGAACUGAACGUUCACAUCAGCCCCACCACUGCAGACAGAAAAUCUACCACGAGCAAGACGUCCAAGCAGGACAAAUGGCAGCCUCUGUUAAACACUGUGACCAGCGUGCAGAAGUACAGGUGGCUGAAACACAGCGUCCAGGGCGUCUUCUCUCAGUCCAGCCUCAUGGUCACCAUCGUGGAGUUUGUCCUGAAGGAGGAGCCCCUGGACGUGGAGAAGAUGAGGAAGUGUCUUCUCAAACAGCUGGAGAGAGCUGAGGUCCGGCUGGAAGGCAUUGACACAAUGCUGAAACUGGCCUCCAAAAACUUCCUGCUGCCGUCUGUUCAGUACGCCAUGCUGUGUGGUUGGCAGAGGGUCAUUCCUGAAGGGACCAACAUUGGUGAGUCUCUGUCUGACUGCCUGAAGGACGUGGAUCUGAUCCCUCCGUUCAACCGCAUGCUCCUGGAGGUGACCUUUGGAAAGUUGUAUUCCUGGGCCAUUCACAAUGUCCGCAGCAUCCUGCUCGAGGCCAGCGCUCGCUUCAAAGAGCUUGGCGUUCAGCCUGUUCCUCUGCAGACCAUCACCAAUGAGAACCCAGCGGGACCAAGCCUCGGUACCAUUCCACAAGCUCGCUUCCUCCUGUCCAUGAUCCACAUGCUGUCGCUGAAACACGGCUCCAACAGCCUGAGUCUGCUGCUCAACUCUGGAAUCCUGGCCCUCACUCAGAGUAUCCUCCGACUCAUCGGUCCGAGCACAGACAGCAGUGAGGACGACCUGAGUUCAUGUGCACACGGAGGUUCAGCUACGGUUCUGGAAGAGUCCAGAAAGGAGGCAGCCCCCGCCCCCCUCCCUGCCUCCGGUCCUGAGCUGGCAGCCAUGAUGAAGAUCGGCACCAGGGUGAUGAGAGGAGUGGACUGGAAGUGGGGAGACCAGGACGGUCCAGCUCCAGGUCUGGGUCGGGUCAUCGGGGAGCUGGGUGAGGAUGGAUGGAUCAGGGUCCAGUGGGACACGAGCAGCACCAACUCCUACAGGAUGGGAAAAGAAGGGAAAUAUGACCUGAAACUGGCAGAGCCGCCGCCUACUGCCCAACCCCCAACAGAGGAUUCAGACACAGAAGACGACACAGAAGGCGAGCUGAUGGAGAAGAGCAAUCACCCGACAGCCAUGAUGUUAACCAGCACCGUGAACCUGCUGAAGACUCUGUCGCUGUCGUCUGGAGUCUACGCUGAACUGCUGCAGACGGACGCCACGCGGACACUGUGCGGUCUCCUGAGGAUGCUGGUGGAGAGCGGAGCCAACGACAAGUCCGGCUCUCACUCUCACAGGCUGGUGUCUCGGGAACAGCACAGGAGCUGGUGCACUCUGGGCUUCAUCCGCAGCAUUGCUCUCAUGCCUCAGAUGUGCAGCACACUCAGCACGUCCGCCUGGAUCAGUCUGCUCAUACGAAUCAUCGAGGGACACCAGUCCUUCAACGCCGUCUCUCUGCAGAGACAGAUCCUGGCGUUGCGCCUCCUGCAGGCAGUUCUUCCCUCCUGGGAAAAGUCGGAGCGUUCUCAGGACAUGAAGUUCCUGGUGGAGAAGUUGUUUGGCUUCUUGGGAACUUUACUGAGCACCUGCUCAUCAGACCUGCCUCUUCUCAGAGAGGGUUCCCUGCGGAAGAGGAAGUCCCGCCCUCAGGCAUCUCUCACUGCCACUCACAGCAGCACACUGGCCGAGGAGAUCGUCUCUGUCCUGAGGACACUGCACUCACUGGGACAGUGGAACAGUCUGAUCAACGACUACAUCAACGCUCAGCUCAGCGCCAUCGGAGACGUGAUGACAGGCUGCCAGUCUGAAGCAUGUUUCCUGGAGGAAUACUUCCCUGACCUGGACGCUCCCAGUGUGGGCAGUCUGAUGGCCGUGCUGGCCGUGAUCGGAGGGAUCGACGGUCGCCUGAGGCUCGGAGGUCAGGUUGUCCACGAGGAGUACGGCGAGGGGACAGUCACACGCAUCACACCUAAAGGACGAAUCACCGUUCAGUUCUACGAGAUGAGGACGUGCAGGGUUUGUCUGCUCAGUCACCUCAGACCGCUGCCUGCAGUCUUCUUCAGUGUACAGAACCUCCCCUUCACUGAGCCCAUGUUGACGGUCUGGGCUCAGCUCGUCAGUCUGGCUGGAAGUAAACUGGAGAAACAGCGUAUGAAGAAAUCGCUGAGUCGUGGACUCACGGCUGACCAGGUGGACGUACAUCUUCUCCGCUGUCAGCAGCUCAGACUCUACAUCCUGAAAGCAGCUCGUGCUCUGCUCUGUCAUCAGGACAAACUGCGACAGAUUCUGUCUCAGCCUGCAGUCGUCGACAUCGGGAACAACUCCAGCGAGGACGUGGUAGUGACGUCUCCUGAUGUUGGAGACUUGUCUCCUGAAGGUCCACUUCCUCCUCUGAUCCUCCUGCAGCAGCUGCUCUCUGCUGCCACCCAGCCAUCGCCAAUCAAAGCCAUUUUUGACCGACAGGAGAUGGAGGCGGCGGCUCUGGCCGUGUGUCAGUUUCUGGCUGUAGAGUCCGCCCACCCGUCGUCUCCUCUGUUUGAGGAGAGCAGCUCCAGUGAAGCCACCACGCCUGUAACCAUUCAACACAUAAAGGUGCCCAAACAGAAGAAACAGAAGACAUCGCCUGUCCCGCCUUUACCUAUCGUCCUCCAGCUCAUGGAGAUGGGUUUUCCACGGAAGAACAUCGAGUUUGCACUGAAGUCGCUGUCGGGAACCACAAGCUCCGCCUCUGGAGCUCCAGGUGUGGAGGCUUUGGUGAGUUGGCUGCUCGAUCAUCCAGAUGUUCACGUCACCGAGACGUCAGACGUCGACACCGUAUCGGACGAAUUCUCUGACGAGGAGGUGCUGGAAGAGCUGGAGGAGGCGGAGCCAACAUUCCCUGUGCCUCCAGGUGCCGUCGUGACCGAAAGCCAGACGUUUAAGAAGAGAGCGGAUUUCCAGAGUAAUGACGAUUAUGCUGUUUACGUUAGAGAAAACAUUCAGGUGGGGAUGAUGGUGAAGUGCUGCAGGACGUACGAGGAAGUGUAUGAUGGCGAUGUGGGCAAAGUGAUCAAACUGGACAGAGACGGACUCCAUGAUUUAAACGUGCAGUGUGACUGGCAGCAGAAAGGAGGGACGUACUGGGUCAGAUACAUCCACAUCGAGCUGCUCGGUUUCCCUCCACAAACUUCUCCCUCUCAUAUAAAAAUCGGUGACAAGGUGAGAGUGAAACCCACCGUCACUACGCCAAAGUACAAGUGGGGCUCCGUCACUCACAGGAGUGUUGGGGUCGUCAAAGCUUUCAGUGCCAACGGGAAGGACGUGAUCGUGGACUUCCCUCAGCAGUCUCACUGGACUGGUCUGCUGUCAGAAAUGGAACUGGUGCCCAGUGUUCAUCCAGGAGUCAGGUGCGACGGCUGCCAGAUGUUCCCGAUCAACGGCCCCAGGUUCAAAUGUAAGAACUGCGAUGACUUCGACUUCUGUGAAAACUGUUUCAAGACUCGCAAACACAACACCAGACAUUCGUUUGGUAGAAUCAACGAACCUGGUCAGUCUCCAGCCUUCUGCGGCCGCUCAGGGAAGCAGCUGAAGAAGCACCACAGCAGUCAGCGUGGGAUGUUGAUCGAUGACUGGUCUCGAGCCGUGAAGAGUCUCAACGUAUCGUCUUCUGUGAACCAGGCGUCACGACUCAUCGACUGCAGUGACCAGUGCUGGCAGUCGUCCGGCUCACAGGGGAAGCACUGGAUCCGUCUAGAGCUUUUCCCUGAUGUCCUCGUUCACAGACUGAAGAUGAUUGUAGAUCCUGCAGACAGCAGCUACAUGCCCUCACUGGUGGUGGUGUCAGGUGGCAGCUCCCUGAACAACCUGAUCGAGCUGAAGACGAUAAACAUCAACCCGACAGACACCACAGUGCUGCUGCUCACUGACUGCACCGAGUAUCACAGAUACAUCGAGAUCGCCAUCAAGCAGUGCCGCAGCUCUGGCAUCGAUUGUAAGAUUCACGGACUCAGCAUCGUGGGACGGAUCAGAGCAGAAGACGACGAUCUGGCCACGGUCCCUUUCCUGGCGUCCGACAACGAGGAAGAGGAAGAUGAGAAAACAGCCACUGGCAGUCUGGCUCGUAAAAAGUCUUCAGGUCUAGAGUCUGCAGCCACCAUCAGGACCAAAGUCUUUGUGUGGGGACUCAACGAUAAAGACCAGCUGGGAGGACUCAAAGGAUCCAAGAUCAAAGUGCCGUCAUUCUCUGAAACGCUCUCUGCUCUAAACGUGGUCCAAGUGGCCGGUGGAUCCAAAAGCCUCUUCGCUGUGACGGUGGAAGGGAAGAUUUACGCCUGUGGUGAAGCCACUAACGGCAGGUUAGGUCUGGGUCUGUCCAGUGGAACCAUCCCCAUUCCCCGUCAGAUCACUGCGCUCAGUAACUACGUGGUGAAGAAGGUGGCGGUGCACUCGGGAGGACGUCACGCCAUGGCACUGACUGUGGACGGGAAGGUCUUCUCCUGGGGAGAAGGAGACGACGGCAAACUGGGUCACUUCAGCAGAAUGAACUGUGACAAACCACGGUUGAUCGAGGCGCUGAAGACCAAGCGUAUCCGUGACAUCGCAUGCGGCAGCUCUCACAGUGCCGCCAUCACGUCCAGUGGAGAACUGUACAGCUGGGGUUUAGGAGAAUAUGGACGCCUCGGACACGGAGACAACACCACGCAGCUCAGGCCUAAACUGGUCAAAGUUCUUCUGGGUCAUCGUGUGAUCCAGGUGGCCUGUGGCAGCAGAGACGCUCAGACUCUGGCUCUCACUGAUGAAGGCCUGGUGUUCUCCUGGGGUGAUGGAGACUUCGGUAAACUGGGCCGUGGAGGCAGUGAAGGCUGUAACAUCCCUCAGAACAUCGAGCGUCUCAACGGUCAGGCCGUCUGUCAGAUCGAGUGUGGAGCACAGUUCUCUCUGGCUCUCACCAAAUCAGGAGUGGUGUGGACCUGGGGAAAAGGAGAUUAUUUCCGACUGGGUCACGGCACUGAUGUCCACGUACGGAAGCCUCAGAUGGUGGAAGGACUGCGAGGGAAGAAAAUCGUCCAUGUGGCUGUUGGAGCUUUACACUGUCUGGCUGUGACAGACACUGGACAGGUUUAUGCAUGGGGAGACAACGACCACGGUCAGCAGGGAAACGGCACCACCACAGUCAACAGGAAACCCACGCUGGUCCAGGGUCUGGAGGGACAGAAGAUCACUCGUGUGGCCUGUGGCUCCUCCCACAGUGUGGCCUGGACCACGGUGGAUGUGACCACGCCCUCUGUUCACGAGCCAGUUCUCUUCCAGACUGCCAGAGACUCGCUCGGUGCCUCCUAUUUAGGUGUCCAGUCAGACAGUGACUCGUCAACCGUCAGCAAUAAGAUGACUGGACAAAACAACGUGAAGUCCAAUCGACCGUCGCUCGCUAAGAUUCUGCUCAGUCUGGACGGAAACUUGGCCAAACAACAGGCUCUGUCUCAUGUUCUGUCCGCUCUGCAGAUCAUGUAUGCCAGAGACGCAGUGGUCGGCGCUCUGAUGCCGGCCAGCAUGAUUCUACCUGCCGAGUGUCCGUCCAGCUCACCUGUCCCGCCAUCAGACUCCUCCUCCUCAUCCUGUGUCAGCGACGAAGAAGGACCGCCUCUUCCUUCUGAAGCAGAGGAACGACUCAGCCCCAACCCAUGGACCCCGGACAAGAAGAACGAGGGUCCUUCAUCAGAAGAUGCCGUCACUCCGUCAUCGGCUGUGACUCCGUCUGCCUCCGGUGCCUCGUCGCGUCCUUUCAUCCCCGUCACUGAUGAUCCGGGAGCAGCCAGCAUCAUCGCUGAGACCAUGACCAAGACUAAAGAGGACUCAGAGAGUCAAAGUAAAGUGGUCGGUCCAGAGCCUCAGUAUCUGGACGAGUUCACCAGCCUCCUGGUCCCUGAUGACACCCGCGUGAUGGUGGACGUGCUGAAACUGGCUGUGUCCUGUCGCUCCGGAGACAAAGGCAAAGAGGUUCUGUCUGCGGUUCUGUCCGGGAUGGGAACAGCGUAUCCCCAGGUGGCGGACAUGCUGCUGGAGCUGUGCGUCACUGAGCUGGAGGACGUCGCCACGGACUCGCAGAGCGGACGACUGUCGUCACAGCCGGUCGUUGUAGAGAGCAGUCACCCGUACACUGAUGAUACGUCCACCAGCGGCACCGUCAAGAUCCCAGGAGCUGAAGGUCUCAGGAUUGAGUUUGACCGACAGUGUUCCACAGAGAGACGUCACGACCCUCUGACCAUCAUGGACGGAGCCAACAGGAUCGUCUCUGUGAGAUCAGGUCGGGAAUGGUCCGACUGGUCCAGCGAACUGAGAAUCCCUGGAGAUGAACUGAAGUGGAAAUUCACCAGUGAUGGUUCAGUGAACGGAUGGGGCUGGCGCUUCACCGUGUAUCCCAUCAUGCCUGCUGCUGGUCCCAAAGACUUACUGUCUGACCGCUGCAUCUUGUCCUGUCCCUCCAUGGACUUGGUCACAUGUCUCCUGGACUUCAGGCUGAACUUUGCCUCCAACAGGAGCAUCGUUCCUCGUCUGGCUGCUUCCCUCGCCGCCUGCGCUCAGCUCAGUGCACUAGCUGCUGGACACAGGAUGUGGGCUCUGCAGAGGCUAAGAAAGCUCCUGACCACUGAGUAUGGGCAGUCCAUCAACAUUAACAGGCUGCUGGGAGACAGUGACGGAGAGGCUCGCUCUAUGACGUUCACAGGAAGUGCUCUGGCUGCUCUGGUCAAAGGUUUGCCUGAAGCUCUGCAGAGACAGUAUGAGUACGAGGAUCCCAUCGUCAGAGGAGGAAAACAGCUACUUCACAGUCCUUUCUUUAAGGUCUUGGUUGCUCUUGCGUGUGAUCUUGAGCUGGACACGUUGCCAUGCUGCGCUGAGACUCAUAAGUGGGCGUGGUUCCGUCGAUACUGCACUGCAUCACGAGUGGCCGUGGCUCUGGACAAGAGAACCGCAUUGCCCCGCCCCUUCCUGGAUGAGGUCACAAAGAAAAUCCGCGAGCUCAUGGCCGACCACGAGAGCAUGAACGGCCUCCACGAGAGUCACGAGCUGUUCAAGCGCGAACAUGACGAGCAGCUGGUGCAGUGGAUGAACCGGCGGCCGGACGACUGGACGCUGUCUGCGGGUGGCAGCGGCACCAUCUACGGCUGGGGUCACAACCACAGAGGUCAGCUGGGCGGCAUCGAGGGGGCUAAGGUCAAAGUGCCCACGCCCACUGAAGCGCUGGCAACACUGAGGCCGGUGCAGCUGAUUGGAGGAGAGCAAACGCUGUUUGCUGUCACAGCUGAUGGAAAGUUGUACGCCACAGGAUACGGAGCAGGAGGGAGGCUGGGCAUCGGCGGCACAGAGUCUGUGUCCACACCCACUUUACUGGAGUCCAUCCAGCACGUGUUCAUCAGGAAGGUGGCGGUGAACUCAGGAGGGAAGCACUGCCUGGCUCUGUCGUCAGAGGGAGAGGUUUACUCGUGGGGAGAAGCGGAGGAUGGAAAACUUGGCCAUGGAAACAGAAGCCCCUGUGAUCGUCCUCGUGUCAUCGAGUCUCUGCGGGGUGUGGAGGUGGUGGACAUCGCAGCAGGAGGCGCUCACAGUGCCUGCAUCACUGCCAGUGGAGAGCUCUUCACCUGGGGCAAAGGUCGUUACGGACGCCUGGGCCACGGAGAUAGUGAAGAUCAGCUGAAACCAAAACUGGUGGACGCUCUGCAGGGUCACCGGGUCAUCGACGUUGCCUGUGGCAGUGGAGAUGCUCAGACUCUUUGUCUCAGUGAUGAUGACAUGGUUUGGUCUUGGGGAGACGGGGAUUACGGUAAACUGGGUCGAGGAGGCAGCGACGGCUGUAAAAUCCCCAUGAAGAUCGACUCUCUCACUGGACUGGGCGUGGUCAAAGUGGAGUGUGGCUCUCAGUUUUCUGUGGCUCUCACUAAAUCUGGAGCGGUUUACACCUGGGGAAAAGGAGACUAUCAUCGACUGGGCCACGGUUCUGAUGACCAUGUUCGACGGCCCAGACAAGUCCAAGGACUACAAGGGAAGAAGGUCAUCGCCAUAGCUACAGGGUCACUGCACUGUGUUUGCUGCACUGAGGAUGGUGAAGUUUAUACGUGGGGCGACAACGACGAGGGCCAACUGGGAGACGCGACCACUAACGCCAUCCAGAGGCCACGGCUGGUCGCUGCACUGCAGGGCAAAAAAAUCAACCGCGUGGCGUGUGGUUCUGCUCACACCCUCUCCUGGUCCACAAGUAAACCCACCAACGCUGGGAAGCUGCCUGCUCAGGUUCCCAUGGAGUACAACCACCUGCAGGAGAUUCCCAUCAUGGCUCUGAGGAACCGGCUGCUGCUCCUGCACCACAUCUCUGAGCUCUUCUGUCCAUGUAUCCCCAUGUUUGACCUGGAGGGUCGACUCGGUCAGACGGGACACGGACCUUCAGUGGGCUUUGACACACUCAGAGGAAUCCUCAUCUCCCAGGGCAAAGAAGCAGCUUUCAGGAAGGUGGUUCAAGCCACGAUGGUGAGGGACAGACAGCAUGGACCUGUGGUGGAGCUCAACAGAAUACAGGUGAAACGUUCCCGCAGUAAAGGAGGUCUUGCAGGUCCAGAUGGAACCAAAUCUGUGUUUGGUCAGAUGUGUGCCAAAAUGAGCUCGUUCAGCCCGGACAGUCUGCUGCUGCCCCAUCGUGUGUGGAAGGUCAAGUUUGUGGGUGAGUCUGUGGACGACUGUGGCGGAGGCUACAGCGAGUCCAUCGCAGAAAUGUGCGAGGAGCUUCAGAACGCUCUGACUCCGCUGCUCAUCGUCACGCCCAAUGGCCGCGACGAGUCAGGCGCCAACAGAGACUGUUUCCUGCUCAACCCGGCCGCCAAGUCUCCUCUGCACAUGUGCAUGUUCCGCUUCCUAGGAGUUUUACUGGGAAUCGCCAUCCGUACAGGAAGUCCUCUGAGCCUGAACCUGGCAGAGCCGGUGUGGAAGCAACUGGCCGGAAUGAACCUGACCAUCGCUGACCUCAGUGAGGUGGAUAAGGACUUUAUUCCUGGUCUCAUGUACAUCAGAGACAACGAGGCCACGGCAGAAGAGUUUGAGGCCAUGACGCUGCCGUUCACCGUCCCCAACGCCAGCGGUCAGGACAUCCAGCUCAGCUCCAAGUACUCACACAUCACACUGGAGAACCGAGCCGAGUACGUCAGGCUCGCCAUCAACUACAGGCUCCAUGAGUUUGACGAGCAGGUGUCUGCGGUGCGUGAAGGAAUGGCUCGUGUCGUUCCUGUUCCGUUGUUGUCUCUCUUCACUGGAUACGAGCUGGAGACGAUGGUGUGUGGAAGUCCAGACAUUCCUCUCCACCUGCUGAAGUCUGUGGCCACCUAUAAGGGGGUGGAGCCAACAGCACCGCUCAUCCAGUGGUUCUGGGAGGUGAUGGAGUCAUUCUCCAACACGGAGAGAUCAUUGUUCCUGAGGUUCGUCUGGGGCCGCACUCGUCUGCCUCGCACCAUCGCUGACUUCCGUGGGCGAGACUUUGUCGUGCAGGUUCUGGAUAAGUACAACCCUCCCGACCACUUCCUGCCGGAGUCGUACACCUGCUUCUUCCUGCUCAAACUGCCCAGGUACUCGUGUAAGCAGGUUCUGGAGGAGAAGCUCAAAUACGCCAUCCACUUCUGUAAAUCCAUCGACACAGACGACUACGCUCGCAUCGCGCUGUCGGGAGAACCGGCCGCCGACGACAGCAGCGAGGACUCCGACAACGAGGACGCCGACUCCUUCGCCUCCGACUCCACCCAGGACUAUCUGACGGGACACUGAGCCGAACCUCUACUGGAGCUGCGUUCACACCACAUGCUAAGCUAAUGUUUACACCACGCGCUAAGCUAAUGUUCACACUGCUCUCCUGAGGCUAAUGCUAAGAUACUCAUCUGACCUCCUCACUCAUUCACUCACUCACUCUUGAGCCCCAAGUUAAUCACGUGUGAUCACAUGUGAAUGAGCGCACCAAACUUUAGCCUCACUUUGUUACAUUUUCGCGAACUUGUAUCAUAUGUAAAAAUGUAGCUUUGAGUAAACAGGGUAACACUAGCAACCCCGCGAGAAAACAUGCUAAUAUUUAUGCUACCGCUUACAAAACUGAAGUUAACGCUCGUUAUGAUUUCACAUGUAGCUGCGCAGUUCACAUCACUUUUAAGAACUUUUAAUUUACGUGUAAAUUAAUCGCAGAGACGACGUGUAGAGAAGGAAAAAAAAGUGCUGACUCAUUGGUUUGAACAGAAGAGUGCUGCCCUCUGGUGGUGACAUAAGAAAGUUACAGAUUGGCUAACAGCUAACGUCGUGUUACAGCUAAACUUGAGUUGAAAUAAUUUGACAAUGAUGAAUUAAACGAUUUACGUUUUGCAACUUUUUUUCAUAACAAAUAAUUUCAUAAUUUUUAUUCUACGACUUGGCGAACUUUCUUUUCUGCUAAUAUGAUUUUCACAUAUUUGUGUGAUUCCCGUCACUUUAAUGAAAUAUUAGCUUCUAACUGCACUUUUGCACCAAUGUCGUAAAACUCCUGGCGCUAACACUUAGCUUCAUCAUGUAGCUAGGAUUGCAUGCGUGUGGUGUGAAUGCAGCAUUGGACACAAACGUCUGUGUGGGAAAAAAGUGCAAUGAGCUUUGGAUGAAGCUUUGUCAUAAGCUAAAGAUCGGAACGAAUAAACAAACGUGAUCACUUGCGAUUGUGGUGAUCACGUGUGAUUGUGGUGUUCCAGUUGUGGUAGAUUACUGCCUCCAGUGAUUAGUUUGUAUAUAGACAUAGAUGUUGUAGAAUAAUCCGUGUUCACGUAAAUAACAGUCAUCGUCACCUUUUUUUUGUUUUGUUUCAUGUUUCUUUAUUUAAAAAAACAACAACAAAGAAGAAUAAAAUGCGAUUUUUAUGCUCAGUCUUUUUUUUUAUGUCGUGAGACUCGUUGGUUCGUUUUCACCACGUCUUCAUUCACAAGUUCACCUCGCACAGUGUAAAUAACACCAUCACAUCAUGUGUUCACAUCAUGCGCUCACACAGUCGCUCAUUCCUGCAAAUGAAACAUGACUUUUGUGUUAAUAAACACAAAACAGAGACAGAGAAACACACACA
Solea senegalensis (Senegalese sole) is the source of this 15857-nucleotide messenger RNA. It is a transcript of the gene herc2, whose product is annotated as HECT and RLD domain containing E3 ubiquitin protein ligase 2. Lineage: Eukaryota; Metazoa; Chordata; Actinopteri; Pleuronectiformes; Soleidae. The coding region runs from base 65 to 14554 and encodes 4829 amino acids. Gene Ontology annotation, cellular component: cytoplasm; membrane. The record is from RefSeq and is a predicted model, not a curated record. The transcript has 91 exons. Gene Ontology annotation, biological process: protein ubiquitination. Gene Ontology annotation, molecular function: ubiquitin protein ligase activity; protein binding; zinc ion binding.